GCAUGCGGAGUUGUAUUUCCGCAGCCACCCCGGCCGAAAACCCGGACGGCCCGCCCGACCCAAGCUACCCCGCGCGAGACUUUCUCUCGCGCCGGGGUCCGUGAUUCCUCUGCCCCUUCUCCCUCCUGGCCGCCGCCUCCUCCGCUGCCCGGCCGUCUCCGCCCCGCUCCCACCCACCUCCGCCUCCAACCAUCGCCUCUCGUCACCCCUCCACCCCCACCUACAACCAAAUAAAUCCCCCGCAUUUCCUCGCCUACUCCUCCCAGCCCCGCAAAGCGUCCCGAAUUCCAAGUGCUCGUGGCGGGUGGCAGCCGGCAAUGGAGUUCAAGGUGGUCACCAAGGCCGCGGCGGCGUCGCCCGCGCCCCGGGGAGGUCCAUCCCGUGGGGCGCGGGGCGGCAGCCGCGUCGGCUUUGGCUCGGCGGCGUCCAGGACUCAGGCGCUGCGCGCGGCCAACAACUCCGUGACCCCCGUGACCAAGGAAGAGAGGAUAGAUCGAAGUGAAAUAUUGACCUUGGACGGCAUUAGACACUCUUUGAUUAGACAAGAAGACAGCAUCAUAUUCAGCCUCUUGGAGAGAGCCCAGUUUUGUUACAAUGGUGAUACGUAUGAUAGCAAUGCUUUCCACAUGGAUGGUUUCGAAGGCUCUUUGGUUGAAUAUAUGGUUAGAGAAACUGAAAAGCUCCAUGCACAGGUUGGGAGAUACAAGAGCCCAGAUGAGCACCCUUUCUUUCCAGAAUAUCUGACUGAGCCACUGUUGCCACCUAUCCAGUACCCAAUGGUUUUGCAUUCUAUUGCUGAUUCUAUUAAUAUCAACAAAGAGAUUUGGAAAAUGUAUUUUGAUGAACUUCUUCCAAGAUUGGUGAAAGAAGGAAGUGAUGGUAAUUCUGGAUCCAGUGCUCUUUGUGACACAAUCUGCUUGCAGGCGCUCUCUAAAAGAAUCCACUAUGGGAAGUUUGUGGCAGAGGUCAAGUUUCAAGAGUCUCCUGAAGCUUACAUGCCUGCAAUAAUAGCCCAGGACCGUGAUCAACUAAUGCACCUCCUGACGUAUGAAACAGUGGAGCGUACCAUCGAACAUAGGGUAGAAGCUAAGGCCGAGGUCUUUGGGCAAGAGGUGAAUAUAGGUGCCGAGGACAAUGGCGCCCCACCGAGCUACAAGAUCAGACCCAGCUUGGUCGCCGAACUGUAUAGCUACAGAAUCAUGCCACUAACCAAAAAGGUUGAAGUAGCAUACUUGCUUAGGAGGUUGGAUUGAGUGUGUUUACAACUGCAAACUGCAAACUGGGCAACUACAUCAGUAGGUAUCCAUUUUGGGACAGAUUGGAGGUAUAUACCUUGUUGAUUUUCCCUGCCUUUUCUGUCGCUACGCCCUAGAACAGACGAAAUUAUUCUUGUGGGGUAUAGUUGCAUAUGAUACAAUACAAUUGGGUGUGCCGUUCAUCUCUUGUUUGCAUGCA
Phragmites australis (common reed) is the source of this 1455-nucleotide messenger RNA. RefSeq names its product chorismate mutase 1, chloroplastic-like. The coding region runs from base 318 to 1253 and encodes 311 amino acids. Gene Ontology annotation, molecular function: chorismate mutase activity. The transcript has 6 exons. The record is from RefSeq and is a predicted model, not a curated record. Gene Ontology annotation, cellular component: cytoplasm. NCBI's taxonomy places the organism in Eukaryota, Viridiplantae, Streptophyta, Magnoliopsida, Poales, Poaceae. Gene Ontology annotation, biological process: aromatic amino acid biosynthetic process; chorismate metabolic process.